Messenger RNA from Acanthaster planci (crown-of-thorns starfish), 2799 nucleotides. RefSeq names its product dynein axonemal light intermediate chain 1 (gene dnali1). Gene Ontology annotation, molecular function: dynein heavy chain binding. The record is from RefSeq and is a predicted model, not a curated record. Gene Ontology annotation, cellular component: axoneme; ciliary base. Lineage: Eukaryota; Metazoa; Echinodermata; Asteroidea; Valvatida; Acanthasteridae.
GAUUAUACAUAUUCUAAUUCAAUAAUGAUUCCCCCAAACGCUUCACUUGUAAGAUAUGAUACUCCUGUCCUGGUUAGUCGAAAUACAGACAAGAAAACCCCAAGGGCACGAGCUUUGAGAACCAGCCCCCAGCCACCAACCAAUGCUGGGCCUGUGCCAAACCCUCCCCCUAAGGGAGGUAGCAAAUUGCCCCCUGUGGAAGCGCAGAAAGCCCAACAGACCGAUGAGAUCUUAAACUCCAUCUUGCCCCCAAGGGAGUGGACGGACAAUGGUCAGCUGUGGGUACAGCAAGUAUCCAGCACUCCAGCCACCAGACUGGAUGUGGUCAACCUUCAGGAGCAGUUAGACACCAGACUGCAGCAACGACAGGCCAGAGAGACGGGCAUUUGCCCGGUUCGUAGGGAGCUGUACUCACAGUGUUUUGAUGAAUUGAUUCGUCAGGUGACCAUUGAGUGUGCUGAGCGAGGCCUUCUGUUGCUGCGUGUUCGUGAUGAGAUCCGCAUGACCAUUGCUGCCUACCAGACCUUGUAUGAGAGCAGUGUGGCAUUUGGCAUGCGUAAGGCACUGCAGGCCGAACAGGGCAAAUCAGAUAUGGAGAAAAAGAUUGUUGAGUUGGAGCAGGACAAACGAGAGCUUGAGCGACAGGUCAAUGAACUGAAGGCAAAAUGCGAUGCCAUUGAAAAACGGGAGGCUGAGCGUCGGCAGGUGGAGGAGAAGAAACACACUGAAGAAAUCCAGUUCCUGAAACGCACCAAUCAGCAACUGAAGACACAACUGGAGGGCAUCAUUGCUCCCAAGAAGUAGUUGGAUGCAAUCACCAUGACAACAUCAGUCAUCUUGCAUUUCCAUAGAUACCAUCCAACGUGCCUAGUGCCUACCUCUUCUUCCAUUCUCUGUGAGCAAGUGCUCCACCAUAUUCCAGCCAAAUUGAGGAUUUUAUUUAAAGAAUUGAUGCAUUCCGUCCAUGGAUGAAUAUUUGUCACCAUUUUAAUAGUUUUACAAUUGCAUUGUUUGAAAUAAUUUUUGUACAACAUAUUGAAUUAGUUUGAUUUAUUUCUUAUGACUGAAUCAGCUAAUUGGUUCCCAAAAGCAAAUACGGUUCAUAGUCUUUGUGAAGUUUUCUGAUAUUUGGAAUAGGAAAUGCAUCUGUAUUUGUAUUUUGUUGAUAUCUCUCAUAAAAUAUGUGCCUUCCUAAACCUGGAGUUUUUACUUCUGAAAACUGGCACAAGUGUAAAGAUAUUCUUUAAAUGGAAACCGAAAAUGUACAGCACCCCCCUCCAUAUUUUAAAUUACAUGAAUUUGGGGGGCAAGUUAAAGGCAAAUGUUCCUCGAGGAAUUAAUAAGCAAAGCAUGGUGCAGUUACAAAAUUUUGUCCCUCUGUGAUUAGAACUGACAGUGCUGGUCUCCAAUUUCCCCCCAACUUCCUGUUCUAAACCAAUUUCAUUGUCCUUUUUGACAAUGGGCAGUAAUAUCUGUUCCAAGGUCCAGCCCAUAUUUCACCUUAAUUUUUAUUGAUGACUCGACAACAACGAUACAAGAGUUGUGCUGCACUCAAUUCUUAUUGGACUCUUCACCCAAUUGUGUUUUCUAGCUGUGUCCUUCCAUUCGCUGUUUUCAGUUACAUGUAAGUGCCUCACUUACUGUGUGGUUCUCUUCAUUCUAUAUUGCAUCACUCUGUUUGGUCCAUCAGGGUCCUUUUUCCUCUUUUCUUUAUGUUCAGUGGAUGAGGAUGUAUAAUCUACUUACCCUCCAACUUCAGAAUUAUAUCCUAGUUGUAAUUUAAUUAGCAUUGUUGAGAGCUCUUUCCUAGAGAUGGAGUUCGAAUCUAGUUUUUCCCCACUGGAUUUUUUCCCCAAAGUUUCAAGUUCAUUCCAAGUGAAGUGUACAAAUCUAGUGCAACUGAGGGGCUCCACAAAUAUGUUUUGUGAACUUGACUUACUGAACCAGAGUACUUGUGUAUUCCCUCUGGCUUAUUCAAUUUGUGUGUAUGCAAAUGUAUUCCAAAUGCAGUACAGUACAAUGCAUUGGUAUGGCACAUGACAUGAUAUGUGUCGUAUUCCAGUAUUGCUUCCAUCGGAUGUCACACAGUACGUACUUGAGUAGCACAGAAAGUAUGCCAUAAGCAUUGAGCUAGAGUAUAUACAAUAUGUGUAGAUGAAAAUGGAUUGCUUAUCAGAAAAUUCUGGUCAUUCUUAUCUGUAUGGUUUCAUCGUUAACCUUCAAUCUUAUUCACAUGAAACCACCAAAAUGAUUUUUGUAUUGAUGUUUGGCCAGAUUCCUUUGGAAGUGUGCAUUAUUAACGUUACAAUCUUCCAAGUUUACCAUAUUUUUCUUAUCACAGCCCACAUGUGUUUUUAUUCCUCCAUAGUAUUACUAACUAGAAGGCCAAGCUCCAUCGGUAAUACACUGUUGUAAAUUGGGUGGAGAAUUCAGGUUGUGCUCAUUUUUAAUGUCCGAAUAGUAAUUAUUCCGUCCAGUCCCAUUCCUCGCUCUGUUGUCUUCAUACGGAUCCAAUGUAAAUUACUGUUAUGUGCUUCCCUAGAAAAUGGUUGGCAAAUUAGCGGUAUUCCCUGUUGACUUUAUUUAAGCAUAUUAAUGCAAAAUGUGUACAUUUUAAUUGACUCGACGUGUGUUUUGGUUUCUCUCAAGUGAGUGUUAAUUGAAUGAUAUUAAUUAUUAAUAGUUUUGUUUGUCAAUCAAUCAUAGGUGGUAGAGGGCUGCAGCGUUAACAGUUACGACAGUCGGGUGUUAAUGGUGUUGGGGGAUUAGUGGCGAAAUACAUGUUAUGUUUGGAAAAUA